CAAAAGUAAACCCAGGGUUUAGUUGGGUUUACUUUCUGUUAGGUUGUGUCUGAUCGGUACUGUAUAUAGGCAUUUGGAUUUAUAAUGAUCACUUCGCACAUAAAAGAUAAGACAGUGUCAUUCAAGGCAAUAAUCAGUGCUUAUUGUAUGCAAAAAUUUGUAGGGGAUGGUGGUAGCAAUUAGUCAAAUGUUAUUUGAUUUACCCGAGCAUGCAUAAUCUUGUUUCCAGCCGUGUCGUAUGUGUGGAUUUAAACCAAUCGGAUGUCUUGUUUCUGUCAUGUUCAAUUAAAGGAUGAUGAGGAGAAACCACGCUUAAUUUGAUCGGUGAUUUUUUUUUGUGUAUGUGUGCACUUUAUGGCAUGCUGGUCAUACUAUUUCUUCCCAGAGUUUGAUAAAAUAUUCUACUUUACCUACUGACACUUCUGACUAUUGUAGUCUUAUUGUAUGUCAGUGCGCUAACUCGUUUUAACUGGUAACGGCUAUGGAUUGAUUGGACGACUUGUAUUUUUCCAGUGGGUUUAAUUAGACAUUACUUCCACGCACGUUAAGAACUCUAGUGAUGAAACGUUAUUGAAUGUGAAAAAAGAACAUUAAACGGUAACCGAGGUUGUUAAAAGGAUGACAUUGUACAUGGGCGUAAGCUUUCAAAUAUUUUGAGGAACAUCUGAAAUAAACCUAUGAGAGCAUUUUUACAAAUGUUUCUGAAGUUUGCAUACACAAUUGAUGCAAGAAAAAUUGACUGAAUCUAUUCAAGCAAAUGAGAUGACCAUAAUGGCGUGUUUGCGAUGGGGACGACCAACUUUUACGUACAGCAUUAAAGCGUUUUUUUUUAUGCUUGGAAUUCUAUCAAGUGUAAAUUUUAUGAUGGUCAUCAUUUCAAAUACAUACCUCACACCAUUAUCGAACUCCCGUUCGAUGAACUUCUACUUGCAGUUUCAUCCACCUCCUCGUCAUUGCGGAGGUGAACAUUCUGUAUUCCUUUUAAUGGCUGUACCUAGUAGAGCAGGUAAUUUCAGAGAGAGGAUGGCUAUCAGGAAUUCAUGGGGUAGUGUUGUUAAACAGGAUACUUCUUUACGAUUGAUUUUCUUUGUCGGAAAAGAAGUUGACGAACUCGACCAAAAUAUAAAGGAAACGUUUGCCAUGGAGAAAGAAAAAUACAUGGACAUUGUUGAACUAAAUAUCAAGGAAAAAUAUAAAUAUCUAGUAAUAAAGAUAACUGCCUUGUUACAAUGGGUUUACGUCCAUUGUACCAACGCCGAAUAUAUUCUUAAAGUAGACGACGAUGUGUUUUUAAAUUCUUAUCUUCUAAUAAAUUAUCUUAAAAAAAUUAAUCCAGUUAAUUCGAUUAUUGGAUGUAAAAUAACAAACGCACCCGUAGUCAGAGAUAAGCUUUCAAAAUAUUUCAUCUCAAAAGAGGAAUACAAACCAGAUUAUUUCCCUCAUUACUUUGGCGGCCCAGCAUAUGUCAUAUCCGGUGAUAUCUUCGGCAAGCUUUACCUGGCAACGAGCGAAGUGCCAUCCAUAUUUAUUGAGGAUGUGUACAUAACUGGAAUGUGUAGGAAAUAUAUAAAUGCUCACGCAGUUGGACAUCCGGGCUUUAGCUGCAUUACCAGAAUUAAAGAACCGUGUGGGGGACACUUCAGGAACUUAAUAACAGGGCAUCCUUAUUCAGCGGGGGAAAUAGAACGCAUGUGGAUGCAAUUAAAUGAUAAUAUCACAUGCUGAAGUAGAAUAUCCUAAAAGUAGUAAGAUAAUGUUACAAGCAUGUGAUGACAUUGAAUUUUGAUCUGUAAAUAUCGAUAGAUUUGUUUGAUUGAAUAUAGAAUGUCAGAAUAUUGUAUUAUUUUCUACAUAAUUCCUUUUAAGCCAUGAAAUACGGGAAAAGAUUCAUCAAGUC
Molecule: messenger RNA, 1897 nt
Organism: Magallana angulata
Lineage: Eukaryota; Metazoa; Mollusca; Bivalvia; Ostreida; Ostreidae
Product: N-acetyllactosaminide beta-1,3-N-acetylglucosaminyltransferase 2-like
Exons: 3
Coding region: 724-1725 (333 amino acids)
Cellular component (GO): membrane
Molecular function (GO): hexosyltransferase activity
Source: RefSeq, a predicted model, not a curated record